AUUAGAAAAUCAAUUUAGGUGGAAAAAAAAUAAUGGAAGGACAUUUAUUAAAAUAAAUGAAUAAAAAACUAAACAUGUAAAAAAAAUGUAGAAAAAGAACAUUUUCUCAACAAUAAAGAAUAACCUGUUUUAUUGUUUUAUAGAAUUUGACAGUGAGAGUACAGUUAUCAUAAUCUUUCAAUAUUGUUUAUACUUCAUAACACAAUGUACAUGCUUUUACUUUGAAGGAUGAAAUCCCUCUCCCGGAAAUGACUCGCCUGUCUCCCUGACGAACACGGAAGCCCCGCCCUCGUACACAGGAAACGCUCUGGAUACAUGACGUCAAGCCGUGAUUGACAGAGGGGUUGGUAAUAAACUAUCAGAACUAUGAACCCCGGACCCUGAACCCUGGACCCUGGGCCCUCUCAGACUCAUGUGGACUGGAUGGGAGGCCUGUUCCUCCUGAGUCAAUCGAGGAACUUCCAAAAAUGGGCAACAGGAUGUGAAACCUGAUUGAAGGACACAAAGAAACCUCAUCAUGGAGCGGGGAAGACCUGUUCACCUCCAGAGAGAGGCAUUGUGAAGGCACCCCCUGUCUAGGGUGGAACUGCGCCUUAAAGCACUCUAUUGUCAGCAAUGUUUUCGGCGGCCAGGACGUGAUCCACACAGGAAGUGGAUCUCACAUGGCAGUCGGGAAGCGGACCUUCACCAAGGCAGAGCGGGAGAAGCUGGCUGAGGUCCUCUGGCUGCUCAAUUGGGUCUCCGUCCUGAUGGGGGCCAUCCUUUUCGGACUCGGCCUGUUCUUAAAAGUGGAGAUUCAGAAGUGGCAGGAAGUGAUGUCGGGGCCGGGGAUCCUCUAUGUGCCGAACAUGCUGAUCAGCACCGGACUGGCGGCUUGCUGCAUCAACUUCCUGGGGGGAAAGAUUUGCCUGGACUGCGCCGACAGCAACAGGUUCCUGCGCUGGAAGCUGGUCCUGAUGCCCUACGUGGUCUGCACAUUCUGUUUCACCACCUGCGUCCUGGGCGGGGCGCUCAUGUGCUACGGCAUACGCAGCCAUCUGGAGGACUCGCUGUUGCUGGGCCUGCAGAACGCCAUGCGAUUUUACAAGGACACGGACACGCCGGGCCGCUGCUACUUGAAGAAGACCGUGGACAUGCUUCAGAUCCAGUUUCAGUGCUGUGGGAAUGCUGGGUACCGGGACUGGUUCCAGGUCCAGUGGAUCAGCAACCGCUACCUAGACAUGACCAGCAGCAGUGUGGUGGACCGCCUCAGGAGUAACAUUGGGGGGCAGUUCCUGCAGGACAGCGUCCCGUUCAGCUGCUGCAGUCCUGCAUCUCCGCGGCCCUGCAUCCAGACACAGCUCCGGGACGCUUCCAAACACUUCAACUACGGGCAGCGCAGCCAGCAGCUGAACCAGUGGGGGGUGGGCUGCCGGCUGGCGCUUAUGGACCACUACACCGGCAUCCUGCAGACCAUUGGCUUCACCGUAAUGCUGAUCUGGCUGUUUGAGCUGCUGGUCCUGACGGGGGUCAGGUACCUGCAGACGGCGAUGGAGGACGUUCUGCGUCUCGGGGAUCCGGACUUGGACUCGUCUGGCUGGAUCCUGGAGAGUAGCUUCACUGUCAGCGUCAUCAAGAACCUGGGGAAGUGUUACAAUGGAGACCAGGACCCCAACAUCAACACUCCCCCAACCGCCACCCAAAAUGAAGUGCCCUCCCAGCACCAGAUCCCUGCUAGCACCUGACGCACCUCAGGUUUAAGGCCUACGUUGACCCUGACACACAGCCAGUUUAAACACUCCAGAGAUGCUGUGUGGAUCCUGACAAACAGCGGGUUUAAACACUCCUGAGAUGCUGCAUUGAACCUGAAUGCACCACAGGUUUAAAGGCUGCGCUGACCCUGAAUGCAAUGCAGCCUUCAGACACGGAAACGAUGAUUUAAGAAGACUCAGGUUGUUGUUAGCAUGUUAGCUCCCACAGGGAUAUGAGAUAUAAGGAGAUGGUUGACCUCAUGUAUGAGGGUUAGCAAACAACAUCUGUAGCAUUAGCACAAUGACUGCAGCGUUACGGAAA
Eleginops maclovinus (Patagonian blennie) is the source of this 2052-nucleotide messenger RNA. RefSeq names its product photoreceptor outer segment membrane glycoprotein 2-like. Gene Ontology annotation, biological process: visual perception. The coding region runs from base 663 to 1724 and encodes 353 amino acids. The record is from RefSeq and is a predicted model, not a curated record. The transcript has 4 exons. Lineage: Eukaryota; Metazoa; Chordata; Actinopteri; Perciformes; Eleginopidae. Gene Ontology annotation, cellular component: plasma membrane.